UUCAAUUUCAGAUUCAGAGUUUUGUGUCGAAGCAGAAGAUCUGCUCUAAGACAAAAAGACGCUGCGUGUUUGCAAAUAUGCACCGAUUGGAAAUCUGCUUUAUCAAGUGACACGUUUUGCACCGAGUUGUUCUCAGCGGUGAACCAACAUGGGUACUGGUGCUGCUAUUGCUCUGGUGUUUGUCGGAUGCUGUUGCAAUGUGGUGUCUCUCGAGCUGCUUGUAAGACAGUUUCCAGGAUGUGGCAACAUAGUCACCUUCGCUCAGUUUUUAUUCAUCGCAUUAGAAGGUUUCAUCUUCGAAACACACUUUGGGAGGAAGAAACCAGCGAUCCCUGUAAGGAACUAUGUGGUUAUGGUGACCAUGUUCUUCACAGUCAGUGUGAUCAACAACUACGCUCUGAACUUCAACAUCGCCAUGCCGUUACACAUGAUCUUCAGAUCGGGAUCGCUGAUCGCGAACAUGAUUCUGGGAAUAAUCAUCCUGAAGAAAAGGUAUUCAGCGAGUAAAUAUCUGUCUAUAGCUUUAGUUUCAGCCGGUAUCUUCAUCUGCACCAUCAUGUCUGCCAAACAAGUGAAUGUGACCAAUGAGGGAUCAGAAGAGCAAAACAUUCAUGCCUUCAUGCGCUGGCUUGUAGGUAUUGGCAUGCUGACCUUCGCUCUGCUGAUGUCUGCGAGGAUGGGCAUCUUCCAGGAAACGCUGUACAAGCAGUACGGAAAACACUCCAAGGAAGCUCUCUUCUAUAAUCACUGCCUGCCUCUGCCGGGCUUCCUGCUUCUCUCCACAAACAUCUACAACCACUGUGUCUACUUCAGUCAGAGCACUCCUACAGUUGUUCCUGUGGUUGGAGUCACUGUGCCGCUAAUGUGGCUCUACCUGCUGAUCAACGUCGUCACACAGUACGUGUGCAUUCGCGGUGUUUUCAUUCUCACCACAGAGUGCGCCUCGCUGACCGUCACUCUGGUGGUGACCCUGAGGAAGUUCCUCAGCCUCAUCUUCUCCAUCAUGUACUUCCAAAACCCCUUCACCGAGUGGCACUGGGUGGGCACAGGGGUGGUCUUCCUGGGCACUCUGCUGUACACGGAGGUGUGGAGCAGCGUGCGGGCGGCUCUGCGUGGACCCGAUGUCAAGGAGAAGAAGGCAGAUUAAAGAGACAGAAGAAGAAGAAGAAGAAGAAAGGACUG
Molecule: messenger RNA, 1182 nt
Organism: Anarrhichthys ocellatus (wolf-eel)
Lineage: Eukaryota; Metazoa; Chordata; Actinopteri; Perciformes; Anarhichadidae
Gene: slc35b4
Product: solute carrier family 35 member B4
Exons: 10
Coding region: 149-1147 (332 amino acids)
Biological process (GO): UDP-N-acetylglucosamine transmembrane transport
Cellular component (GO): endoplasmic reticulum membrane; Golgi membrane
Molecular function (GO): UDP-N-acetylglucosamine transmembrane transporter activity; UDP-xylose transmembrane transporter activity
Source: RefSeq, a predicted model, not a curated record